CCUUCCUUCCGGCUUCUGUCCAGCUUCUCUCUGCUUUCGCCGGGCGCCACCCGCGGCCAGGGUACGAAUGCUACCAAAACGGCGGCGAGCGGGGGUCGGGACCCCGGACACCGCCCCCUCCUCCGCGGCACGCUUCCCUGGGGUCACUGUCUACCUGGCUGAGCCACGCAUGGGCCGCAACCGCCGGGCCUUCCUCACACGCCUGGCUCUCUCCAAGGGCUUCCGCGUCUUGGACGCCUACAGGUAUCACCAUGCCGUCGCGCACGGUGGGCCGGGAGAUGCUGCUGAGUGGCGUGAUGGCCUGAACACAGAUGCCCGUGCUCGGAACUUUGCAGCUGAUCAGCCACAUUCACAGGUGACACACGUCAUGAUGGAGGGGAUCUCAGCAGAGGAGGCCGUCUGCCAGCAGGAGCGCAGGACGGCGGCCCUUCACCCAGGAUGCACUCGCCCAGUGCUCUUAGACGUAAGCUGGUUCACGGAGAGCAUGGCGGCUGGGCAGCCAGUCCCUGUGGAGUGCCGGCACUGCUUGGAGGUGGCUGUGUGCGGGAAGGGGCCGCCACGCCCAGCAUGGAGGCUGCCCUGUGCCUGCCAGCGGCCCACACCCCUCACGCACCACCACGCCGGCCUCUCGGAGCUGCUGGAACGCGGAGUGUGUGAGGAGGUGGAGAGAGUUCGGCUCUCGGAGAGGUACCAGGCCAUGAAGCUCUUCACUCAGAUCUUUGGGGUCGGGCUAAGGACCGCUGACCGGUGGUACCAGGAGGGGCUACGGACGCUGGACGACCUCCGAGAGCAGCCCCAGAGCAGAGAGCAGCUUUCAUUUCCUGUAUGCUUGGUGUCUUACCCAAGAAAUCACUGCCAAGACAAAUGUCAAGAAUUUUUCCCUGUGUUUUCUUCUAAGAGUUUUACAGUUUCAGCGUGCUGGAACUUCUCUGCUGGACUUUGCAGUUGCACAAAAGCACUCUUCUCGUCUGUAGGAAGCAGGAUGUCAGUGCCUCUGGGGAAACAGCUCUUUUUUACCGGCGUGGCGGCUAGCGGGGGCUGCGCCCUUUUGUACUACCUGAUACAGAAAACUUUUUCCAGGGCUUCCUAUUACCAGUUGGCGUUGGAGCAUCUGCACAGCCACCCUGAGGCACUGGAAGCUCUGGGCACUCCUCUCAACGUUCACUAUCUCCGACUCACCGACAAGUACAACUUUGUGGACAUUGCUGAUGCAAAGUUGAAGAUUCCUGUCUCUGGACCCAAGUCAGAGGGCUAUGUCUAUGUCACCUCAUCCAGAGAUGCCCCCUUUAAGAGGUGGAACCUUCAGGAGGUCUUCUUAGAGCUCAAGGAUGGCCAGCAGAUUCCCCUGUUCAAGCCCAGUGGGGAGAACAGCAAUGAGCUGAAAAAGGAGUGAAGUGUUUGCUGGAUUUUUUCUUGCUGUGGCCAAGCCACAGAAAACCAGGGCCUGAGUGGACCAUCUGUUCCGAAGUAAAAGCAAGUAAGUUUCUGUGUACGAUUUGUAUGAAGAGGCUUUCCUAACCCAGCUGACAGGAAACAGUAUGUAGUGAAAAGAUCCUUGAUUUCUGUUUUAAAGUCACCAUCUUGGGUAUUAUUUCCAGUUAAGCAUAUUUCCAUGGACUUCUUAAUGCCUUUAUGGUUGAUUGUGAACAGGCCAGAACCUGGUCCUUGCAAUAGACAUUGUCCUUUCUUUCCUUGAAGUAAUGCCGUAUACCUGUAGCCCACUACUUCCUGUGUGUCCAGUGAUCACUGUGAUCCAGCCAUGGACUCCCAGUAAUGACCUGGAAGACAUCUUGGAGGAUGCACGUCAUCAUCAGAGGCAAAGGAGACUUUUCACUGUUUGAGCAAGUGUUCCCAGCACACCCCAUGAGUCAGCCCAGUGGUGACUGGAGAAAGGGCUCACUAGAAUUGUAAGAAUUAUAGAUUUAUGAAGACUGCAGAAGAGCGAUCACAGCCAACAAGUGGCGGUAGGACUCCCACGUGCCUUUACUAAGAUGCUGUAUGGUCUCUGCUCACAAGCGGCUUAUGUAAUACUGGACUAGAAGAGUUCCAAGCAGCGGUGCUAAAACGAGGUAGAAGAGAGACCGAUUAGGGGGAAUCCAGGAGGCCAAUCAGGUCACUCCUCCCUCUUGGUGGACUGGUGACCUCAUGGGCUUAUUUCAGACGUGAGGUCACUCCUCCCUCUUGGUGGACUGGUGACCUCAUGGGCUUAUUUCAGACGUGAUGGAGACUGCCUUGCAAAUAGAAAAACCAUGAAAACAGGCCUCAGCAGGGGAGGUGUGAGCUAUGCUCCAGAAAGAAGAUCUGCCAUUUGGCCAGUGUAUAGGUUAGCUGAAGAUACAGUAAAAGCAAGCCCUGGACAGGUGAGGUGACCAGAGCAUGAAUGCCAGCAUUAGCAUCUUGCAUUGAGCUUGUAGCCCUCAGGUUCUGGAGUAAGUAUAUGAUUCUACUGUUAAUGACGGUUUAAGAGACUGUGCAGAAUUAUACUACUACUCCCAGUUUUGGUGAAGUUGCAUUCAGCAAAGAUGAAGCUAAACUGAAUGACACCCACGUGAAGCAGCCAGCACUGCACCGAUGGUGGCCUCUGGCACAGCGGGAAGGCCAGGGCAAUGCUCUGUCGACAGCAGCUCCACAGGGCUUUCUGAAGGCUGCUUGACUCUGUUUUCAGUUUGUCCGUAUGAAAACUAUGAAUAAAUACUUACCAAUCGCUGGUCUUACAGGCGAGGCAGCGUUUAUACUGCUUGUUGGGAGGCUUGGCCAAAAGAUGCUGUAUCCACAGGAGGCCCCAUGAAGGGGUUGGGGGGCGUUCAAGGAGGAGGUGAGAGGGUGAUGAUGGGAAAAGCCUCCAGCCUCCACCCACGGGAAGAGCCUCUCCUCCUCGGUAACCUGUCCACCAUCCAGGCUUGUCUUUCCGCCGACUCCAGCAGUUGCUCAGUUCAAAGUGCUGUCAGGAACGUGUACAGAAAAGUUGACAUUUUACGAUCCAGGGUUCAAAAGUGGGAGUUGAAAAUAUUAGAAACAUGCCUCUGUAUCAUAGAUCACAUUUCAUUUAAUAAUGAAAGGCAUUUAAUAUACCAUUAGAAGAAGUAAUGGAGAGCAGACAAUACUUAAAAUAGCAAAAAGCAAACCAAAACAAAAACUACUUAGGAAAAAGUGAGCAAGAAAUCUGCAAAACUUACUUAUAUGAGAGGUCUAAAACACACUACUGAAAGGUACAAAUGUAGAACUGGACAAAGGGAAAGACACACCAUGUUCCUGGAUGGCAAGAUUCUUCAUCAUAAAGAUGUCAGUUCUCCCUGAGUUAAAUUUAAUGUGAUUUUUAAAAGACAAGCUAAUUAAUUGUAAAUUCCUUUGGAAGAAGAAAUAAGCAACGAUAGCUAGGAAAUCACUGCAAAGGAAGAGUAAGGAAGGGGGGGGGCUAGUCUUACAGACAUUAAAACAUAUUUGUAAAUAAAAUAAUGAAGUGCUGGCACAUGAAGAGACAAUGCAAUGAAAAUAUAGACGUGCAUAUGGAGAUCUGGUUAUGGUAAAGCAGCAUCUAAAUCAGGGAGGGAGAGGAAGACAUUUGAAAAGUGAUGUUGGAACAACCUGAUAGCCAUAUGCAAAAAGAUGAAAUGGGAUCAACUGCUCACCAUACAUUCCAAUUGGAUCAAAAGAUCUAAAUGUAAAAAUGAAACCAUCUAAGCACUAGCAGAAAAAUAUGGGUGAAUUCUUUUAUAACCCAGAAGUGGAGAAACUCACCUAACCAUGAUUCAUUAUAGAAUAAAGAAAAUUGACUGUAUAAAAACAAAUUUCUGCAUGUCUAAAAAUACCAAAAGCAAAGUAAAAAGCAAAUGGUAAAAUAUUUAGAAUAUAAAUCACAAAAGUUAAUAUCCUUAAUUUCUAAAGAGUGAAAGUUGAGAAAACAGUAACCCAAUAGAAAAAUGGGCAAAAGAUAUUACGUAUUCACAGAAAAGAAAUGCAAGUGACUCAAACACACUAAAAAAAAAAAAAAGGUCAACCUCACUCUUAAAAAGAAUAUAAAUUCAAACUACAGGAAGAUACCAUUUUUCUUCUAGCAAAUUGGCAAUAAUCCCUAAAUUUGAGAACCUAUUUUCUCAAAAGGCUGUGGGGAAAUAAGCAUUUUUAAAUUGCUGGUGUAAAGACAAAAUGAAACAACACCUGUGGGAGGGAAUUUGACAAUACCUAGAAAAAUGUCACGUACACUUACCAUUCUAUUCAGCAAGCCCACAUCUAAGAUUUUAUCCCAAAGUACACUGGCAAAAAAUACAAAAUGCCAUUUAUGUAAGGUUAUUUAAUGUAACACUAUUGGUAACAGCAAAAAACUGUAAACAACCCAGGUACAACCCAAGUCUCCAUUGAUAGAGAAUGGGUUAAAUAAACUUUGACUUCCAUACAGUUGAGGAGUCUGUACUUGUGAAAAGGAAUUUUAUAUAUGCAUGUGUAUAUGUAUGCAUAUGUUAGCUUCUACUUUCAAAAAGAAACAACGGAAGAAUAACUAAAAUCAAUACAAGUAGUUACCUUUGGGGAAGUAAACAAAUGGCCAGGGGAUGUAAGUAGGAAACAGGGAUGGAAGCUGUACUUUCCUGAAUGUACCUUGUUUUACACUUUUGACUUUGAAAUCAUGCUCUUUUGUUUUUACAUAAUUUAAAAAUAAAAUCACAAAGAAAAAAAUCUUUAAAAUACUUCUUAAAAUAUUGAAACAAAUGAACCACACAGAGAAGAAAUAUUUCAAGUGACUUUCAAACAGUUCUGACUCAACAUCCUUGGUGGGAUAUAUCCUCAUGGCAAAAAGGAACCUCAAGAAAUUUUAAACUACUUUCAGUGGUCUAGUGUUAGUGCCCACGUGCGUACACACACACACACACUCACUCACUGGAGACUUCCUCCUUCCCAUACUUGUCACUCCUUCUACAACAGAGAGAAACCUGGCUCUCAUAAUCCGAGGUGUAUUUACUAAUUUGCUUAAAUCUAAAAUACACAGAAGGAGUUCUCCUACUGUCAACUUUAAAAAGCAAAAACCCCCAGGAGGGACAAGAUGGAGUAGACACACGUUUCCCUAUUCUUCCCACUAAGCACAGCUAAAACCCUAGACAUUUAUCAAACACACUGAAAAAUGAAAAGAAGGCAGAUUGGCCGAGGAUCUUGGGACCCAAGUGAUAACAGCAGUGAGUUCCCUGGGCUUUCUUUUGCCUCAUGUGUCCCAGACUAGGUGCUGGUGAAACCAGCAGCCUAGAAACACCAAUGGCUGCAACAACAAAAGCCAAGAAAAGCCUGCUUUCUCAAGCUAAAGAACUUUCACACAGUAAUCGCCCUAUUCUAGCCAGACACCAUGGAAAAAAAAAUGGCCCCAACCCUACCCUAGCCUGUCAACAAAGGCCAGGUGGAGAGCCGAGACUUGCUCCCCUUACUCAGCUAGAACAAGGCCUUCCCCGCCCGCCCCUUUGGCCCCCGUCCUCUGCAGGGUGUGGUGGCGGAGAAGGCCCAGGGGAGCUACACCCGCCUUUCCUGCCCGCUGGUACUCCCACCCCCCGCGGCAUCAGUGGAGCCCCUAUUCUUCAGUGGGAAGCCGUAAGGAGGUACCCCUCCCCCUGCCUGGGUGUCAGAAGAGGCCAAGUGGUGAGCCUGGACCUUCACCCCCAACUGGCAGCAGUGAGGAGGCAGUGUACAUAUCCCCGCUUCACCCACCGGUAUGGCGGUGUCAGGAAAAGCCUGCUUUUAAAACAGAAGAUUUAGACAAGAUCCAGAGUCCCGUGACAUAAAACCAGACGUCCAAUACACAAUAGAAAACCACGCUUUUAUACCAAGAAGCAGGAAAAUCUGAACUUGAAAAGAAGGAAAGAAAUCAGGAACUUGAAGAUAAAAUAGAAAUUACCCAAUCUGAGCAGAGAAAACAGGCCGACAAUAAUACCUGUGGUUCUAUAACAAAAAAAUCUAGCAUUCAUGUCAUUGGAGUCCCAGGAGAAGAGAAAGGUGGGGCUGAAAAAAGCAUUUGAAAGGAUUAACGUCUGAAAAGUUUCCAAAUUUGGCAAAAGACAUAAACCUAUAUAUUUAAGAAGCCGAGUGGAACCUAAACAGCGUAAACCUAAAGAAAUCUAUGAUAACACAAACUUCUGAAAACUAAAGGCAAAGAAAAAAAGCUUGAAAGCAGCAAGGCAGAAAUACCACCUUACCUAUAGGGGAAAGAUAAUUCAGAUGAUAGCUGUCUCCUCAUAAACCGUGGAGGCCAGAAAAAUGGCACAAAAGUUUUCAAGUUCUAAAAGAACUGUCAACUCUGAAUUCUGCAUCUGAUAAAAUUAUUCUUCAGGAACGAAGGAAAAAUAAAGACUUUCCAGAUGAUGGAAAACAAAAAGAAUUUGCUUGAAUAGACUUCCCUUAAAAGAAUGACAAAAGGAAGUUCUUGAAACAGAAAAUGUUGAGGAAAAAAAGUCUUGGAACAUCAGGAAAGAAGAACAAUGGAAAGAGCAGAAACAUGGGUGAAUAUGAUCGACUUGACUUCUCCUCUUGAGUUAUCUCAGGAAUUGUUUGGUUGUGGAAACAAAAUGUAUAACAUUGUCUGAUGUACUAUUUACCUGAACUGGUAAAAUGUUGACACAACCCAUCUUUGUUGCUAUGAAAUAGUUCUGUAUCUAAAUUGUGGUUACAGGAAACUACAUGUGAUAGAGUGGCAUAGAACUGUACACACGCACUGCUUGGAUGUCAGCCUCCUGGUUUUAGCACUGUACUACAACUACACAAGAUGUGUCUGUACUACUAUCUUUCCAACUCCUUUUAAGUCUAAAAACUUUGUAUUUUGAAAUAAUUGUUAAGGUGUAGGACAAGGACACUGAAUAUGCUGCUUUGAAAGGGGCAAAGAUGAGGUGAUAAUCCUUCCCUCCUGAAUAAUCUCCAGCUCUCUGAGGAUUAAACAUCUCUCUUCCUAAAUAUCUUUUUUUUUUUUCUUCUAGGUACAUUUCUCUCACAAGUUAUUAGAAAACCGGUCACUUUACAGUAAUGGAGAUAACCGAGAGAUAAUAAUUUUCAUGAAAACCGAUCAGUGUAUUGAAACUAAGAGAACAUUUUUAUGUAAAAAUGUUGUUAUACUAUUGCUGAUGACAUAUUUAGUAAAAAUAGUUUAGUUUUAGUAGAUAAAACUCACUUGUUUUAAUAAAAACUGUAAGAAUGAAUGCAAAGUCCUAAGAUUAUUCUGCCAUGUAAAAUGAACUGCUCCCCAAAGGACUGUGUCAGUAUUGGUUUGAAAUAGGAAAUAUCUCCUAUUUAGAAUAUGUUUAGAUUACAAGAGCCUGGCAGGGGGGUUGGCAAACUUAUUCUGUAAAGGGCCAGAGAGUAACUAUUUUAGGCUGAUUAGGCCAUAAGAUCUCUGUUGCAACUACUCAACCCUGCGGGUUUUCCCAUGAAAGCGGCUGUAGACAAAUGUAAAUGAACAGGCUGUGUUCCAAGAAAGCUUCAUUUGCCAAACACGCCACAAGGGCAUAAUGUGCUGACCUCUGUACCAGCCUAAUCUCAGGUUACCUAUCCUCCAGUCAUUAACAAAAAUUCAUCCACAAUCAAGCUACACAAAAAUAAUUUUAAAAAAAUGAUUGUUUAUGGACAUUAAUAUGUAGCCCAAGGUAGACUCCACUGAGGUUAAAGCCCUGGAAAGCUCAAUGAUUCUAUCCUCUGUUUUGCCGGCAGCUGCUAAGAUCCUGGGCAAACCACAUAUUCCCUCUGAGAUUCUAUUACCUCCUCUCUACUUUGAGAGAAUUAGGAGGGAUGUUAUUCCUUCCCAAUUUUGUUACCAUGAAUUUCAAUUCAGCAGACUUACUUCCACUCUUACCAACAAAACUUUAGACCGAGACUUUAAAUGAAGAGCUUCAAAAGAAAAUGACACUCAUUUUUAUUUGAAUAAUUUAUAACAUAGGUCUGAUGAAGCACAGUGAGCUAAAACUGACCACUGGAGGAUUAGGAAUGUCAAAAACCAAAACUGAAAAACAGAGAGUAUCCAAAACAAUAGCAUCAAAUAACAAAAUACACAGGGAUAAAGUUCGCAAAGGAUGUACGAGGACUCUACACUGGAAAAUAUAACAUGAUGCCGAGAAAAAUUGAAAUAAACGAACGGGAAUACACACUAUGUUCACAGCCUGGGAGAACUGUUAAAAAGUCAAAUUGAUUGACAGAUGAAUCGCAAACAAAAUCCCACGAGGCUUUUUUAGGGGGUGAUUUUGGUAGAAGUUGACAAACCAACGCUAAAAUUUCUUCAGAAAUGCCAAGGACCUAGAAUAAACAACAGUCUGAAAAAUGAAGGAAUUGGAAGUCCUACUGUACUUGACAUCAGGACUUACAAAGUUCUGACAAAAAGAUAAGCAAAUAAAUUAAUGAAACAGAAGAGUGUGCAGAAGUAGAUCCACAGACAUACGGUCAGAUGAUUUGAGACAAGGACAGCAAAACAGUUCAAUGCGGAAAGGAAAAUUGGUCUGACAAAUGGUGCUGGAACAACUACAUAUUCAUACGGAAAACAAGGACACUUGACCCUACCUAACACCAAAGGGGACAAAAGUGUAAAGUGGAUUGCAGGCCUGAACAUAAAAGUUAAAACUAUAAAGCUUAAAAAAAACCUUCGUGACUUUGGGGUAGGUAAGGACUUCUUAAAGAGGAUACAGAAAGUAUUAACCAUAUAAAACAAAAAUCGAUGAAUUGGACUUCAUCGAAAUUACAGCUACCUUCUCAUCAAAAGACACUGUUGAGAAAACAGACAACCCACAGUCGGAAAAAAAUAUCUGUAACAUGUAAAUCCUAUAAAGGACUUGUAUCCAGAAUAUAUAAAAGAUUAUCACAACUCACUAUCCAAUUAAUAAAAAGGGAGAAAAAGGACGACACAAAAAAGGUUCAACAAACACAUGAAAUAGUGUUUGUUCCUCACUAAUCAUCAGGGAAUAGCAAAUUAAACCACCUUGUAAUACCACCACAUACCCAUGAGAGUGGCUAAAAUAAAAAAGAUGGCCAACAGUAAAUGUGAAGCAAUGAGAACUUGCAUAUAUUGCUGGCAGGAAUGGCAAACAGUACAAUCGCUUUAGAAAUGGUUGGGCAUUUUCUUAAAAAGUUACAUAUCCAUCUCUCCCGUGGCCUAGAAAUUCUACUCCUGUUUAAUCUAAGAGAAAUGAAAACGUGUCCACAGAAAAUCCCUGGACAAGAAUAUCUGAACUUCCCUGGUGGCGCAGUGGUUAAGAAUCCACCUGCCAAUGCAGGGGACACAGGUUCAAGCCCUGGUCCGGGAAGAUCCCACAUGCCGCCGAGCAGCUAAGCCCGUGCGCCACAACUACUGAGCCCGUGAGCCACAACUACUGAGCCUGCGCACCACAACUACUGAAGCCUGCGUGCUCUAGGGCCCACAUGCCGCAACUACUGAGCCCGUGCUCCGCAACAAAAGAAGCCACUGCAAUGAGAAGCCCGCGCACUGCAACUAGAGAAAAGCCCGCAUGCAGCAGCAGCAAUGAACACUCAAUGCAGCCAAAAAAAAAAAAAAAAAAAAACAAACAAAAACAACAGAAAAAAGAA
Messenger RNA from Globicephala melas (long-finned pilot whale), 9531 nucleotides. RefSeq names its product cytochrome c oxidase assembly factor 1 homolog. Gene Ontology annotation, molecular function: DNA binding; DNA polymerase activity. Gene Ontology annotation, biological process: mitochondrial respiratory chain complex I assembly; mitochondrial respiratory chain complex IV assembly. Gene Ontology annotation, cellular component: mitochondrial inner membrane. NCBI's taxonomy places the organism in Eukaryota, Metazoa, Chordata, Mammalia, Artiodactyla, Delphinidae. The record is from RefSeq and is a predicted model, not a curated record.